This is a messenger RNA of Aplysia californica (California sea hare), 2582 nucleotides long. Its product is annotated as sorting nexin-21. The coding region runs from base 209 to 1237 and encodes 342 amino acids. Gene Ontology annotation, cellular component: early endosome membrane. The record is from RefSeq and is a predicted model, not a curated record. Gene Ontology annotation, biological process: protein transport. NCBI's taxonomy places the organism in Eukaryota, Metazoa, Mollusca, Gastropoda, Aplysiida, Aplysiidae. Gene Ontology annotation, molecular function: phosphatidylinositol phosphate binding; protein binding. The transcript has 4 exons.
UUCCGGAAAGAACGUAAACAAAGAUCUGAGCGAGCAGCGGAAGGAAACUCCGAACGUUCCCGGUUGCUUCCUGGUGUUUUUAUUACCCGUUUCUUGAUUGUUUGCAAGUGCAAUACUCUCAAGUGGGUCUCUUGGAGACUUUACCCUCCAAAUGACGACCUGGAUAAUUCUGAAAAUAAACAUAAAGUGAGUGGCUGUCCUGGACGCGAUGAAUUCACUGCUUAAUAAGAUCAAAGCGUAUAGUGUGUCAGACAAUGAAAAGAAAAGCCUGGAAACAUCAAGAAGCGGUGCAGCGAAUGAUUUUCCUCAGCUUCAUGAGGAGAAUGCCUUGACCGAUGACCAAGAUGCAGUGUUUGGAGGAAUUGCUGGGACUCUUGCCAUUGCUGAUGACACACUGAAAUCUCCAACAGAUGGAAGUAAAGAGUUCUGCUAUCAGGUGCCUUGUGAGGGCAGUUAUACCUCGGGGAGCAGUGUAACCUUUGAGGUUAUAUCUGCCGAAGUCAUCCGGGAAGGACGUUCAGGACAUGUAAACUACACAAUCUUAAUUAACCCUCAUAGGGAAACAACACGCUCUACUCAGACCGUCGUCAUUCGCCGCUACUCAGACUUUGAGAAUCUUCACCAAAGACUGAAGAAAAAGUUCCCUCCCCUGAUGUCUAAUAUCUCUUUCCCUCGGAAAAUUCUCACUGGCAACUUCACAAGUCAGACGAUUGCCAAGAGGAGCACAGCGUUUGAGCAGUACCUUGCACACCUAUUCUCCCACUUUGAAGUUCGCUACUCCCAAGAGUUUAUGGAGUUUUUCCUCACUGACGGCUACAGCAAUGCUGUACUCUGUUUCCUGAACAAAAACUUUGCUGCUGCCAUAGUAGCAUUUGAGAAGACUUUGCCUGUGCUGGAGAAGUUGUACGGAGAUUUCCAUCCGUAUGUGUGUCAGUGUCUGUGUUCGCUGGUGUCGUGUUAUGUCAGUGUUGACAAGCCUACUAUGGCUCACGCCUGUGUGGAGGUGGCGCUCAAAUGCUGCUGUUCCGAGGGAUCAGCUGCUGAUGAGGACCUCCGUGUGGCACUGAUGCUGACCGCCAUACGGCUGUGCUGGACACUGGGAAAAGAGAAAACUGAACUGGAAAAGAAGGUGACUGCGCUGCGGCAGAGUGGGGUGGACGUUAACGCCAUGCCUGACCUCAGAGAUAUUCUGACCGCUACCUUCCGGCUCCAGCAUAAUGUGGGCGUUGACCGUUGACCCCCUGCUGAGCUAACUUUAUUUAAUCUAUUUAUUUAUUUAUGGUAAUGUUUCGUGCACCAAUCAAAGAUUCUCACUCACAAAGGGUAUCGUUUCUCUUUUCUAGAAAUGUUUUUGCUGGGUGUUGAUUUUUCUGGCAAUGAAAAUCAGAGCUACUUUUGUUUGAUUAGGUAUGAACAUUUUGUUGGGAUUUUUGCUUAGAGAAUUGUGAAAGAAAAUAGUUUUUCCAUAUUGUGUCCUUUUUUGCAGUGCAGUUGUGUCCAGAGUUCACAGAAUUUACCCAAAAAUUACAGAAUUUGAUUAAAUGAUUAAUAGAACAGAUUUGGUAUCAACCAGUGACUGUGUGUGCUGUGUGGCUAUUUACUAGUAACCAGGAUUCAAGUCUCUUUCUUGCAGUUCUCAUUCCUGUUUUUAUUGCUUAAACCUCCUGUGGAGGUGUGUUACCUUGAUCACUUUUGUCUAAAUGUUUCAAAUAAGAUGAACAUACUGAGAGAAGGUUCAGAUAGUAGUAAGUAUACGCAUGCUUAAUCCCCUGUCCUCAAACCAGAAUUUGUGUGAAAAUAUUUUCAACUGCUGGUGAAAAAGUGGCCUCGUCCUUCAAGUUUGUUCUUUCUGUCAGCUCUUGAGAUUUAGAAGUCUGAAGUCUGUUCUGACAGAAACAAAACGAACAGUCAAGACAGAAGUUCCUGUCAGGUCUUCUUCAGCUCAACAGCCGUUGAAAAAAAAAUGUUAUAUCUGAAUCUGAACUUAACUUAAGGCAUAAAAUGUUAUCUGUGGCCUAGUGGUUAGGCUCUUGGUCGUGGGUUCAAAUCCAGUCAGGGACCUGAAGUUGUGUCCUUGGGAAAGGCACUUUACACAAAUUUUCUUCACUUCGCGCGGGUGGGAAUGGGUAUUCACAUUCGUCUAGAGACUGCAAAAGAUUUUGUAAGCUUUUUAGUGUUUGAACAUGUGCAAUUCACAGUUUGCCAUGUAUGCUUUCCAGGAAGCAGAGAAUGUUUUUGAGUGUUCUUAUAGGAUCUGCUGAGAUAAUAAUGGUUGUAAAGCAGAUAGAACUUGCUGUAAAGUGUGAAUAUGCACUGUAUAAAUUAUGCUGUCAUUAUUAUUUUUAUUACAUAGGGCAUCAUGCCGCCUGACCUGUUAUAUGACAGCACAAAUCAAGUUUGUCGUCUCCUGCAUGAAUUGACUAUUUUCCCUUCAUCUCUCAGAGGUCUAGUCUGUGUUCAGAGUGACACAGAAACUCAGUAUGUGAUGUAAGUAUUAGUACACUGCAUCAUGCUGUCAGGGUAGGGCUCUGUGCUUUUACAACUUAUCAUGUGCAAUGUUCACCUUCUUGCCAGAGAGGAAA